AUGCUCUUCUCCAACCUCCUCGCAGCCCUGACCCUCGCGGUCUCCGCCUCCGCCGCAGCCGUAGCCAACGCCGGAGCCGAGCCCAGCAUCCACUACACCGAUCUGGAGAAGCGCGAACGAGUCGUCCAAUGCUGCGUGCGUCAAGUCUGCUACCCAGCUUUCCAGAGCAUCAACUGCCCUUGCACGAGCAGAAAGACGAUGGGAUGUCCUGAGCCGAAAUCUGCGAGGGAGUGCUGCACUGGUGGCGAUCCUAUUUAG
Messenger RNA from Sphaerulina musiva SO2202, 258 nucleotides. RefSeq lists its product as uncharacterized. Lineage: Eukaryota; Fungi; Ascomycota; Dothideomycetes; Mycosphaerellales; Mycosphaerellaceae. The transcript has 2 exons. Bases 1 to 258 code for a protein of 85 amino acids. The record is from RefSeq and is a predicted model, not a curated record.